Plasmodium adleri (nom. inval.) is the source of this 2409-nucleotide messenger RNA. RefSeq names its product conserved Plasmodium protein, unknown function. Gene Ontology annotation, molecular function: phosphoribosylanthranilate isomerase activity; indole-3-glycerol-phosphate synthase activity. The record is from RefSeq and is a predicted model, not a curated record. NCBI's taxonomy places the organism in Eukaryota, Apicomplexa, Aconoidasida, Haemosporida, Plasmodiidae. Gene Ontology annotation, biological process: L-tryptophan biosynthetic process. The transcript has a single exon. Bases 1 to 2409 code for a protein of 802 amino acids.
AUGAUUUCACAUAUAUAUAAAUUAAUUUUUAAGUUAUUUUAUUUUUUAUUGUGUAUUUAUAUUUUGUUCCAUUGUUUGAAUACAUUCAUCAUAACUUUUAAUGUCAAUGUCGAAGGAAUAAAGUUAAGCAAUCGGAUGAAAAGAGGAAAUAUAUUAAAGGGAUGUUUUCCAAUAAAUCAAAGUUUAAAUAAACAUUAUGUGUUAAAAUUAUUCAUUAAAAAUGAUGGGGAGAUAUAUAAGUAUAUAGGAGGAAAUAAAGAAAAAAGUAAAAUGAGAAAAAAUAAUAAAGGAGGUAGAGUUAAUAUUAGAAGGUAUGGUAAAGAUUCUAGGAAUCCUCAUUUGGCAUAUGAAUAUAUAAAUAAGAUUAUUGAAAAUAAAAAAUAUGAAAUUACAAAAUUGUUAGAAGAAAAUUGUGAUGAAAAUAAUCCAUUACAAAUAAGAAUGAAAUAUUUACAACAUACUAUGAAUAAUAAAUUAUCAGAAUGUUUAAAAAGAUAUAAUACUGAUGAGAAGCAUAGAUUAUCAUUCAUUGCUGAUAUGAAGAGGAAGAUUUUUUGUAGCAUUGAAAAAGAAAAGAAUGAUAAAAAUGAGAAUAAUUCAAAAAGUAAUAAUAUAAAAGAAGGAUUAUAUAACCAUAUGGAUGUAGGAUAUGAUAAUUUUGAAAAUGAGAAAUAUAGAUAUGAAGACAUAUUAAAGAAUAAAAACAAAUUAGAUGAUAUUGAUAUAAUGAAUGAUAAAGAAGACAAAAAAAAAAAAAAAAAAAAUAAUUAUAUAUAUCAACAUGAUUUUUUAAAUCUAAGUAAUCCAGGUAAUGUUAGUUUAUUAUUACAUGAAAUAGGAUUUGAUGUAUUAAUAGUUAAUAUUGAUGAAUUAUCAACUCAAGGAAAUAUAAAUGAUUUAAAGGAUAUAGUAAAAUACACAAGAACAUUACCAAGAAAUAAAAGACCAGCAGUUGUUGUUGAUGAUAUAAUUAUUCAUCCAAUACAAAUAGCAUUAGCUGUAGAAAAUCAAGCAGAUGGUGUAAUAUUAAAUUUAUCAUAUUUAAAAAAUGAUAUGGAAGAAAUGUUACAAUAUUGUGUUAAUGUUGGUACUCAAGCCAUUGUCGAAGUACAUGAUUAUAAUGAUAUAUAUUUUGCUACGCAAUGUGGAGCUUAUAUACUUAUGAUUAAUGAAUAUGAUUUUUAUAAUAAUAUAUAUGAAUAUAAUCAUGCUAUUAAAGCUAUUAAUUAUACUAUUCCUGAAAUUAUUACAAUUGCUAAAGUUAAUACUAAUGAUGUAAAUUAUAUAGAAAAAUUAGGAAGCUUGGGAUAUGAUAGUAUAUGUUUAGAAAAAAAAUUAAUUGAUGAUGACCUCCAACAAUUUGUUACUACAUGUAAAGCAUGGAGUGCUCCUCAUAAAACCUUACUAUAUCUUAAUAGAAAUAAUUAUCUUAAAGAAUUUCUAACAUAUGAUAAAUCUGGACAAACAAAUCAAAACCAUAAGGAUAUUACAGAAAAUUUAAAGAACUUAUAUGACGAUAAAAAUAUUUCAAAUAAUUAUUCGCACACUCUUUUGAAGAAUUAUGAAAAGGAAAACAUCGAUGGGGAGGACACAACAAAUGGUGAAAAUAUUAAUGGAAAUAUUAAUGGAAAUAUAAAUGGAAAUAUUAAUGGAAAUAUUAAUGAAAAUAUUAAUGAAAAUAUUAAUGGAAAUAUUAAUGGAAAUAUACAUGAAAAUGUUAUUAAGGACGAUCUUAAAGGAAACCAUAUGUUAAAUACACAUAACAGCAUAAAAUAUAAAAUUGAAGGAAAUCAUAAUGACAUGGAAAAAGAAAAAAAAAAACAAAAAUGUUUUGAAAACAAAAUGGUUAACACUAAAGAUUAUAAAGAUAAUAAUGUAAAUAAAAAAGAAGAGAUAUUAAGCAAAGAAGAAAAACAAAUAGUACAAAAUUUUAAAAAUGAAAAAAAAAGAGAACUUAUGCUCUUAAGUCAAAUGAAAGAAAUUAUUAAAGAGGUUGAUGAUCAAUGUAAAAAUUAUGAUACAAAUACUGAUGAAGAAAAUCAAAAGAAAGAACAAAAAUUAGAAUCAUUGUUAGAAAAUUUUACGAAAUUAGAUAAAAAUUUUUUAAAAGGAUUCUUCUCAGAUGAAGAAAUAAAUAAUAUAGAAAAUACAAUGAAAAAUGCAGUUGAACAAAAAAAUAAAAUACAAAGUGGAGAAAUUAAUAUUGAUGAUAAAAAUUUAAAAGGAUACCCUAUGGGUCCAUUACAAAAUAGUUAUAUGAAUAAUUUGGAUAUAUAUAACUUAACAAAAGAAUAUUUUGGUGACACUCAAAAUAAUAAUGAACAUAUUGAAAAUAAAUUGGAUAAUGAUCAAAAUAAUUUAUUCGAUGAAUCAUCUGAGGAUUCAUCCAGAGGUCUAGACGCAAGUUAA